AGUAGGAUGAGCACGAGUCUGAUGAGGCUCCAACCGUUUUUCCUGCUGUGCUUUCUGCUGUUUGGUGACUUUUGCAGAGAAAUGCAUCCUCGAUGUUGCGCGGAGAGUCUGCUCUAGCUCAACCCUCUCCGGCGCCCCUUUAAACCAUAUUCUCUACCAAACUAAUUAAUUCCCGGCCCAGCAAGUCAAGUACUUGGCCUUGCCUCUUCCUUCGAACACCCGACUUUGCCCUUUUGUGUCUCUCGGAACCCUUCUUCUCUGCCGUCUCUUUUCCAUUCAACGCAUCCGACUGCCGACCGAAAACGCCUAUAUUUUUCUACCGCAAUCUAGCACGGUAGUCUCAACAACAAAGCACAACGCUUUUUCGACCACUACCGACUUUCGCUCAACCUUGUCUCGGUCGGGCAAAGACGAAGAAUCAUACCAGGAAGUCUAUUUGAGCGAAGCAUGAGAUCGUGAGAAACACAAUGGGCUGUGGCUUGUCUCGCGAAUCCCGGGCUGCGGCCACGGACGACAAUGAAGGCGCUCGCCAUGCGAAUGCCGACCCCUCUACUGCUCGCGCCGCACCCUCGCGCACGAGUUCCUCAAACACCCCUACCGAAUUAGUCGAUCGACCCAACCAACCUUUGCGCGCCGCUCCUACAGUCAAGCACUCGCCACCACAACUCGCCCUCACACCAUGGAGCCCCUCGGAGCUUGCCAGACAGCGUGAAGCCUUUUUCGAGACCAGAGUCAGUGGAAGACCCGAGAUGUGGGCAGCUUUGAAACAGGUGUCGGAGUUGUUAAGAUCGGGAGACUUGAAGGCCGCGCAGACAAUCCUUGACGCAACCGGUGCUACCUGCCCCACAGGUAGAUUCUGUGUUGAAAGGAGAAGAGGUGGUCAGAAGAAGGGAGGUGUCUAUGACGACAAGGGUCUGCUUUAUGAAAUCCCAGGCUGGGUUGUCGCAGACCCCGAAGACCUCGUCGCGGAGCCCCAGAUUGAAGGCAAGGAAAUCAAUGAAGAGUCGGAAGACGAGAUUGAUGCCGAGAAGGGCGUUGUGUGCGAAGAGAAGAUUGGUGACUUGGUGUCGGUCAGAGCACGACUCAGCGAUCGUGGUACCGAUGUCGUUGUCGAGAUGGGCACCAACCAAAAGGUGUCGCUUCUUGUUAAGAAGGUACAGGAGAAGGCUGGCAUCGAGCAAAAGAUCAAGUUUGCCUACAUGGGUAAAAUCCUUGAAGAGCACAAGCCUCUUGGCGAGACGAACUGGAAGGAGGGACACAUCCUGAAUGCUUUGGUCUUUGGUUGAUCGAGCCGUUCAGCCUCUCUUCGCAAUUACUUUCUUUGGGUUCAAGGGCUAGGGAGGGCAUUUGGUGCAUUUUCAGCGGGCGUCAGAUUCUUGCGGGAAUGGUGGAUACACACACGGAUAUGUUGGGCUUCUUUUUCUUUUCGUUUCUUAGGUUACCUUUUCCCUUUGAUAUUUCGUUUGUACGAAUCGUGAUUUCCCAUCUACGCAAAGUAUCUGUAUCCAAAGUCCGCGACGAUAUUCUUUCCAAGCAAGAAAAACAUGCUCAGCCUGCUUUGAAAUGUCAAGUC
Aureobasidium pullulans EXF-150 is the source of this 1573-nucleotide messenger RNA. RefSeq lists its product as uncharacterized. The record is from RefSeq and is a predicted model, not a curated record. Gene Ontology annotation, molecular function: protein binding. Bases 468 to 1286 code for a protein of 272 amino acids. NCBI's taxonomy places the organism in Eukaryota, Fungi, Ascomycota, Dothideomycetes, Dothideales, Saccotheciaceae. The transcript has 2 exons.